CCGCCGCUUCUCUCCGUGGACUUUUCUGCUCUGCUCUUGGCACCCGCAGCGGGGGUCGCGGGCUGGACUUUGCUUAGUAAAACAUGAGGUUCCUUUCGACGCAGUGGUUUGGAGGACAGCUGUUUAUAUGACAGUAUUUCCAUUUGCUGUUACUAUUUUGAGGUCAUUCAACUGGCUUUUUUACUGCUCCAAAAUCAGCUUUUUCUCCAAAUUUCAGUUUUGUGGACAAAGUUUAUGUGAGAUGGAAAAUUUUCGAGGGAUAGCAGAGGAGUCAUUUCCAAGCUUUUUAACUAAUUCAUUACUUGGUAAUAGUGGGACUUUAGAAAAUGUCACUCUUUCUUCAAAUCUUGGCUUGCCUGUUGCUGUUUCCACGCUUGCUAGAAAUAGAUCCAGCACUGAUGACAGGUAUCCUGAUAUCCAGGCAUCUUACUUAGUAGAAGGGAGGUUUUCAGUUCCAGCUGGAUCAUCUCCCAGCAGCCAGAGUGGUGCUGAACCAGAGAGGUUACAGCUUAGCUUCCAAGAUGAUGAUUCUAUCUGUAGGAAAAGGAACUACAUGGAAAGUCAGCAUUUGUCAAAUGCUCUCAUAAAGCAGUCAGCUAUUCAAAGUGAUAAAGCAAGACCAGAGGAAGAGCAAGCUAAACCUACAGAAUCCUUUCAGGACCAGGAUCUUUUUGAUAGGACUUCACCACUGGAACAAGUACAAGACUCACCUAUUGAUUAUCGUUUACGAUCGUGGAUGAAUAAGCAACACAAGAUCGUUGUACUUGAUGGUGGAAAACAUUUUGAAGACGAUAUUCCAAACAGUGACUUAAGCCACACUAGCUUAUUAGAAAAUGAGAAACUUAUGUUACCGACAAGCUUGGAAGAUUCUUCUGAUGAUGAUGAUAUUGAUGAUGAAAUGUUUUAUGAUGAUCAUUUGGUAGCUUAUUUUGAACAACUGGCAAUGCCAGGAAUGAUAUAUGAAGACCUAGAAGGACAAGAACCUCCAGAAAAAGAUUUUAAAUUACCUAUCAGUGAUCUCACUCAGGCAAAUGAAAAUAGUAGCUUAAACUGUCAAUUUCAGUCAGAAAAUAACAGCUGUCUGAUUUCCCAUGGCUCACACUCUUUGGGAACUUCUGAAACGACUCACAAAGAGUCUGAGGAAGGCCAAGUUGUCUGUCUACCUGGGGCUGAUAAUUCUAUAGGUACUGAAGAUAGUAGAAGGCAUAUAGAUGGUGUCUUACCAUUUUCCUCUAGCACUUGGAGAACUGAGAAAGAAAAGGUAGAAAAUUUGAAGGGUAUUGUCCCAGAUCUUAGCAGAGAAAGUGCAAGAGAAGGUGUUUUUGUAAAGAUUCUCAGCACCACCAAUGGGAAACUUAGCCCUGUUCAUUUUCAUGACACGAAUGUCAAUAAAGGUGGUUUUGACCUAACUGACCCCAUAAAACAAGGGGCAGAGUCUCCUCAUCAAAGUAAGCAUUUAGCAUCAGAUUCAGAAACAGUUUUGCAUGAGAAUGGAUGUUUACACACUGAGACUCCUACAGUGUCCGUUCAAAAAAAUGUGGACAUAGCAUCUUUGAAGCCUAUUUAUGACAAAGAGAUUAAUUCCAGUGAUAUUCGCUGGUCACCAACUUGUGAAAGGCGAACAUGUGAAUGUCAUGAUUCCAUUGAGAAGAGUAAAGACAAAACAGAUCUCCCACAGAGUGUGGUCUAUCAAAAUGAAGAGGGCAGAUGGGUCACUGACCUUGCCUACUAUACAUCUUUUAAUAAUGAACAAGAUUUAAAUAUGUCUUUAAUUGAUGAGGUGAAUGAAGACUUCAGAUCUGGUUCUGAAGCAUUUGAUUUGAUAGCACAAGAUGAAGAAGAAUUUAAUAAAGAGCAUCAGUUUAUACAGGAAGAAAAUGUAGAUGCUCAGAACACUUCGAUUACACUAGGGGAUACAUCCUGGGGAGCUUCAGUUAAUUAUAAUCUUAGCACAUCAGAUUUGGACAAAGACGAUGCCAGUUAUUUACGUCUGUCUUUAGGAGAGUUCUUUGCUCAAAGAUCUGAAGCUCUUGGUUGCCUUGGUGGUGGUAACAAUGUAAAAAGACCAUCAUUUGGUUAUUUUAUUAGAUCACCAGAGAGGAGAGAACCUGUUGCUUUAAUAAGAAAAUCUGAUGUAUCAAGAAGUAAUUUGGAAAGAGAAAUGGGUCAUCUUAACCAUGUUCGGUUUUCAGGAGAUUUAAAUGAACAGUCCCAGCCACAACUAAGUGAAGGAUCAGAUACACUUCAGGUUGAAGCAGCAGAGAGUAUUACACAAGUGGGUGAAAAUGAUGUGACCUUAACUGUGGAUAAAGGCAAAACAGAGGACACUUUCUUCAUGAACAAUGAACCCCAAAGUUACAAAGACAAGCUACCUGAUAGUAGUGAUUCUGUACUUAGAAUAAGCACCAUUGCUUCAGCCAUUGCAGAUGCAUCAGUUAGUACUGAUCCUUCCCAACUUGCUGCCAUGAUCAAGGCUCUUUCAAAUAAAAGUAGAGACAAGACUUUUCAAGAAGAUGACAAACAAAAGCACUGUUCCAUUGUGUCUCAUUUCUUACCUAAUGAUUUAGAAAAAAGUAAUGGGUCCAGUACAUUUGAUAUGGAGAAAUACCUUAAAAAAACAGAAGUUAGUAGAUAUGAAGGAGGAUUGGAAAACUUUUCAAGAGCUGGGAUUUCUGAUAUUUGGGAUUUAUCUUUGCCAAAAGAACAAACCACUCAAGACAUCCAUAUAGUGGACUUAGGUGCUACUAAUAUAAGUGUAAGAGAACCAAAAGAAAACACAGCAGCUAUCUUUUAUGGCGAAAAUGGAGAGUGUGAGAACCAAGAAUCAUUAACAACAGUAACCUCUUCACAUUCAGUUGUUACAAAUAUAAGAGAGAAUGAAAAUGCAGUAGUUGAUGUGAAGACAUCUUCCACUGACAGCAAAUUCCCAGAUACUGUUAACAGUGAAAAAGCUACCUCAGUUUCCCCUCCACCAUCUAGUAGUUACUCAUCAGUAAGGAACCCCAGAAUAACAUCCCUUUGGCUGUGUGAAGAGUGUGAAGAAAUACAGGAUAGUAGAGAAAAUCAGAAGCAAAAUGAGUAUGUUACUGAAACAAGCAACAGUGAAAAGCAUGUGACUUUUGAAAACCAUUGCAUACUUUCACCUAAAAAUGUUGAUUUGAAAAAUACCUCUCCUGAGUGUGGUGAUCGUGGCUCAGAGGAUGACCAGGAGAGCUUCAGACCUUCCACUUCACCACUGAGUCAUUCUUCUCCUAGUGAAGUUUCUGGAACAAGUUUAUCAAGGUGUGCUUUAGAGUCCUUUGGUUCAACAACUCCUCAGAAGCCUCCCUGUGAGAGUGGGUUGUCCCAGGGGGCGUGUUCCCAUGCUGGUGUGAGCAGGCUGACUUACGUGUCUGAACAGGAGAGCAGCUAUCCUGCCACAGCCACAGAUUAUGGCCUGGAGGACUGCAAGAGUGAUAUCACCAGUGAAUUGAGCACUACAAUUAUUCGGGCCAGUCCAGUUCCGUCAGAAGAACAGGCUGUGGAAAAGUUGAGAGAAAAAGUUCCAUUUCAGAAUAGUGGAAAAGGAACAUUAUCAUCGAUUAUCCAGAACAAUUCUGAUGUGAAAAAAGUAGCUGAAACUACUUCUCUGUGUAGCAAACCUGAAGACAUAAAAUCUACCUUUAGAUCAUGUAAAGAUCCUUCCUCCAAAAAUGGAGAUCUGUUGGACACCAGUGAGGUAGAUUUGACAUCAAACCCUGAGGAAUUGGACCCAGUCAGACUGGCUCUCUUGAGCAAGGCAGGUCUGAGCCAUGAGGCUGGGUCAGCCACACCACAUCUCCCUGUGUCACACCAGGAGUCUGUGGACAAAGAGCAAAGAAUAACUUCUAAAGAUAUGUCAGCUGCCAGCAGUGAGUUCAGUGGCCAGGUUUCUCAUUGGACCACCUCUGGACACCAGUAUCCUCCUGCUCCCAGUGGCACGGUUCUUGGUUCUGCCACUGAGAUGCAGCGUGUGCCUGCCUCAGUGCCUACACUCCUGACUCGACACUCUCUCAGCACAGCGCCAUUUGCCCAGCAGUAUGUGGGAGCAGUCCCCUCAGCUGGGAGUGUUGCCUUGCCACAGUGCCAUGCUGGCGGUGCCAAUGUCUGUGGGUUCUCAGGAGGCUAUCCUUAUCCGGCUGUCACGGGAGAGCAUGUGCAAAACUCCGUGGCUGUUGGAAUUUGUGUAGGACCAAAUAUCGGCUCUGGGUUGACAGGUGCCUCUUCUCUUUGUAACCCAUAUCCUAAUGCUUUAAAUCAGAACCUACUAAAUACAGUGAAAGCUUUUCCUGUGCAAUCUGUUGGUGCAAAUUGUGGAAUUGAACCAUGGGAUUCAGGAAUGACAUCAGGAUUUGGGACUGUGAGAGUACCUGAAGAACUGAAGUUUCCUCAUGCUUGCUGUGUGGGCAUUGCUUCACAGACCCACCUCAGCGUGCUCAACCCAACUGACCGCUGGCUCCAGGUCAGCAUCGGGCUUCUCAGUGUUAGUGUUAACGGUGGAAAGGUGGAUCUUUCAACAUAUCGUUGUUUAGUUUUCAAGAAUAAAGUCAUCAUAAGACCUCAUGCCACAGAAGAGAUAAAAGUACUUUUUAUACCAUCCAAUCCUGGGGUUUUCAGAUGUACAUUCAGUGUUGCUUCCUGGCCGUGUUCUACAGAUGCUGAGACAAUAGUACAAGCAGAAGCUUUGGCAAGCACAGUCAUCCUCAGUGCUAUUGCUGAGAGCCCUGUAAUCGAGGUAGAAACAGAAAAGAAAGAUAUUCUUGAUUUUGGUGACUUGACUUAUGGAGGCUGGAAAGCUCUCCCACUGAAGUUGAUAAACAGGACGCAUGCCACUGUGCCUAUCAGACUGAUUAUUAAUGCUAAUGCUGUAGCCUGGCGCUGUUUCACAUUUUCCAAGGAACCCAUGCGUGCUUCUGUGGCAGCUGGUCCUUAUGCUGAUGUGGGGGCCCAGCUGGCAGGCCCUUCUGUGGCCAGUCACAUGAUGCCUGCCAGUUACGAUAGACAGGAUCCAGAAUUUCUGAUAAUUUGGGUUCUUUUCCAUAGUCCAAAGAAACGAAUCAGUUCUUCAGAGAUUCUAGACUCAGCAGAAGAAUUCUUGGCAAGAGUUGAUGUAGAAGUUGACAGCCCAAACCCCACACCAGUUCUUAGAAGUGUUGGUCUCCGAGCAAGAGCAGGAAUAGCUAGGAUACAUGCGCCUCGGGACUUACAGACUAUGCAUUUUUUGGCCAGUGUGGCUUCUUCAACAAAGCAACACUUACCUUUGAAAAAUGCUGGGAAUAUUGAAGUUUAUUUAGAUAUCAAGGUCCCAGAACAAGGAAGUCACUUUUCAGUGGACCCGGAGAAUCUAUUCCUUAAACCUGGAGAAGAACAUGAAGUUAUAGUUUCAUUUACUCCAAAGGAUCCCAAACCCCAUGAGGAAAGGAUCUUGAAAAUAUUUGUGCAGCCAUUUGGACCUCAGUAUGAAGUGGUGUUAAAAGGUGAAGUAGUUUCUUCAGGAAGUAAACCUCUGCCACCUGGAUCUUGCUGUUCAGAUAUUCCAUCGAUUUUGUCCAACAAACAGUUUCUGGCUUGGGGAGGUGUUCCUCUUGGUAGAACACAGCUUCAGAAACUAGCUUUAAGAAAUGAUUCUAUAUCUACAACCCAACAUCUACGACUGCUUAUUAGAGGACAAGAUCAGGACUGCUUUCAGCUCCAGAACACUUUUGGUUCUGAAGAGCGAUUGACCAGUAACUGUGAGAUCAGAAUUCACCCAAAAGAAGAUAUCAUCAUCUCUGUAUUAUUUGCACCUACUCGAUUAUCUUGUAUGUUGGCUAAACUAGAAAUCAAACAACUUGGAAAUCAGUCACAACCAGGCAUUAAGUUCACAAUACCUUUGUCUGGAUAUGGAGGAACAAGUAAUCUUAUUUUAGAAGAUGUUAAAAAAUUAUCUGACAGUUACAUGGUAACAGCAAAUGACUUAAUACCUGGCAAUGAAAGUAGAAUUGUUUUUUCUGUCCGCAACACUGGCUCUCGAGCAGCUUUCGUUAAAGCAGUAGGUUUUAAGGAUUCUCAGAAAAAGGUUUUGCUGGAUCCUAAAAUAUUGAGGAUUAUUCCAGAUAAAUUUGUGCUCAAGGAAAGAACACAAGAAGAUGUUACUUUAAUAUAUAAUCCAUCAGACAGAGAGAGCAAUUAUAAAACUGCAACAGAACUGUCAACUAUAUACUUCUUUGGUGGAGAUGAAAUCUCAAGACAGCAGUAUCGAAGAGCCCUGUUGCAUAAACCAGGGAUUAUAAAGCAGAUACUUCCAGAACAUAGUGUGCUGCAAAACAUUAAUUUUGCUGAAGCAUUUCAAGAUGAGCUACUAGUAACUGAAGUGUAUGAUCUUCCCCAACGGCCUAAUGAUGUUCAGCUUUUUUAUGGAAACAUGUGUAAAAUUAUUCUUUCCGUAAUCGGAGAAUUCAGAGACUGCAUUUCUAGCAGAGAAUUUCUUCAGUCUUCUUCCAAAGCUAAUUUGGAAUCUAAAAGUGACUCAGGAACUUCUGGAAAACAUAGUGGCAAUGUCUCUUUGGAUGUUUUACCAGUUAGAGGUCCUCAAGGUUCACUUCUCUCAUCAGCUGCUCACCCACCUCAGGAUAAAUCAGCCUCUGGAGAGAUGUGGACCGUCCAGCCUGAACACCUGAUUUUGGUAGCUCCUUCUCCUAGCGACAUGGCAAAAACUGCAUGUUUCCAGAUUAUAAAUAAUUCUGCUAGGUUACUGAAAUUUGAGCUGUGCUGGCCAGCACAUUGUCUUACGGUCACACCACAACAUGGAUUUGUUGCACCAGAGACUAAACUACAAAUUCUUGUGAGUCCUAAUUCCUCCUUAUCCACAAAACAGUCAGUGUUCCCAUGGAGUGGUUUGAUUUAUGUACACUGUGACAACGGACAGAAGAAAAUUGUAAAAGUUCAAGUUCGAGAAGAUCUGACUCAAAAAGAACUUUUAACUCGUUUGGCCUCUAAACCUUUUGGAAUUCUUCCCCCAAUAUCUGAGCCUUCAGUUAGUCAUUUGGCAAAACCAAUGGCAAAACCACCUUCCACAAAAGUUGAAAUAAGAAACAAGACUAUUACUUUUCCUACAACGGAACCUGGUAAAACUUCAGAGAACUAUCUGGAACUCGAGAAUCAUGGCACCACUGCCGCCAAGUGGCAUCUGUCGUCUCUAGCUCCACCUUACGUCAAGGGAGUGGAUGAAAGUGGAGAUGUUUUUAGAGCUACCUAUGCAGCUUUCAGAUGUUCUCCUAUUUCUGGUAUACUGGAAAGCCAUGGAAUCCAAAAGGUCUCCAUCACAUUUUUGCCCAGAGAUAGAGGGAAUUAUGCCCAGUUUUGGGACGUUGAAUGUCACCCUCUUAAAGAGCCUCACAUAAAACACACAUUGAGAUUUCAACUCUCUGGACAAAGCACCAAAGCAGAAAAUGAGCCUGAAAAUGCAUGCAUUUCCACAGAUUCUCUCAUUAAAAUAGAUAAUUUAGUUAAGCCCCGAAGACAAGCUGUGUCAGAGGCUUCUGCUCUUAUACCUGAGCAGCUCAAUGUGACCCACCGCGGAGUUUAUGCCCCAGAAGAUGUGUAUAGGUUUCUGCCAACUAGAGUUGGGGAAUCAAGGACACUGAAAGUCAAUUUGCGAAAUAAUUCUUUUAUAACACACUCGCUGAAGUUUUUAAGUCCCAGAGAGCCAUUCUACGUCAAACAUUCCAAAUACUCUUUGAGAGCCCAGCACUACAUCAACAUGCCAGUGCAGUUCAAACCCAAGUCGGUGGGCAGAUUCGAAGCUUUGCUUGUCGUUCAAACAGACGAAGGCAAGAGUGUUGCUAUUCGACUAAUUGGUGAAGCUCUUGGAAAAAAUUAACUAGAAUACAUUUUUUGUAAAGUAAAUUACAUAAGUUAUAUUUUGGUAACUUCAUUUUUCUACACUACAGUGAUGCUUUUUGUAUAUAUUUUGUAUGAUAAAUUGGGUAUGUAUAACUGUAGAUUUUUUGUUUUUAGAAACUAAUACUGAAGACUUGAUUAAAAUAUCAUGUAUCUAGCCUACAGUAUUUUACUUUUAUAGGAGAGAAUUCUAUUUUUGCAUUGAUUAUGAUAUUCUGAAUAAAUAUGACAUAUUUUAA
Molecule: messenger RNA, 8138 nt
Organism: Lemur catta (Ring-tailed lemur)
Lineage: Eukaryota; Metazoa; Chordata; Mammalia; Primates; Lemuridae
Gene: CEP192
Product: centrosomal protein 192
Exons: 46
Coding region: 128-7879 (2583 amino acids)
Biological process (GO): centriole replication; centrosome duplication; centrosome-templated microtubule nucleation
Cellular component (GO): pericentriolar material; centriole; cytoplasm
Molecular function (GO): protein kinase binding
Source: RefSeq, a predicted model, not a curated record